Messenger RNA from Culex quinquefasciatus (southern house mosquito), 736 nucleotides. RefSeq names its product protein Abitram. Gene Ontology annotation, cellular component: lamellipodium; filopodium tip; nucleus. Gene Ontology annotation, biological process: regulation of actin filament polymerization; dendrite morphogenesis; regulation of filopodium assembly. Gene Ontology annotation, molecular function: actin monomer binding; actin filament binding. The record is from RefSeq and is a predicted model, not a curated record. The transcript has a single exon. The coding region runs from base 142 to 720 and encodes 192 amino acids. Lineage: Eukaryota; Metazoa; Arthropoda; Insecta; Diptera; Culicidae.
CGACCAGCAGGUCGUCAACUGUCUGCGCGGUGAACGGCGCGAGCGAAGUCGCGUGAACCGGCAACAGGCCGCGGAGAAGCAACGCCGCGUCCAGGAACGGAUGAAGCAGUUCGAACAGCAGGAACCCAAAUCGAACUAACCAUGAGCGCCGCCGAUCUGGAAGGCUACUACCUCCGCGAGGAACCGCAAACCAUCUGCGGCCAGACGAUUCCCUCCAUCGUGGAUGACUACGUUCCGGACUACCCGUCCACCGUGGACCGGUUCUUCACGCGGUACUACUACGAACACCCCGUCGACAAGGAGCGCCAGGAGCCGCACCUGGUGCUGUUUCACUCGAACCGGAUCUGUCUGAUCCAGCUGGCCCCGGAGCACGUGGCCUUCCGGCUGGGCAUCAAGUCGGUCUCGUUCGAGGUGGGUAAAAUUGACCGCAGCCAGAACCAGGUCAGUGGAAAGAAGAAAAGCGGCGGCAUGAUCGUGCAGGCCGAUUCGACGCUGGCGUUGGUCACGUGCAACGACGAGAGCGUGUUCAAGGUGCGCGGGUGCGUCCAGGGAAAGCUCGUGGAGGUCAAUCAGCGGGUCGUGCAAGACGUGGGACUGCUGGGGCGUGAAGGGGACGGAUUCAUUGCGGUGGUCAUGCCCAAGCCGGACCAGUGCGAGGCCAUCAAGGGGAAGCUGAUGACGCGGGAGGAGUUUCCGGGAGGGAAAAGUGUUGGGGAAUAGAAGUUGACCGGUUGGU